Microtus oregoni (creeping vole) is the source of this 4365-nucleotide messenger RNA. It is a transcript of the gene Tmem260, whose product is annotated as transmembrane protein 260. The transcript is spliced from 16 exons. The record is from RefSeq and is a predicted model, not a curated record. The coding region runs from base 90 to 2201 and encodes 703 amino acids. NCBI's taxonomy places the organism in Eukaryota, Metazoa, Chordata, Mammalia, Rodentia, Cricetidae.
GGAAGCCGCCGCAGGCUGCGCGCGCCACUCUGCCGGGCGUCCCGAGCCGGGGCCGGGGUGUGCUGCCCGCCAGCUCCGCGUCCGUGCCCAUGGGUCUCCAUGGCGACGGCGGGGCCCCGGCAGCCGGAGCGGGGCCGCGGCGCUCCGGGGGCCUCCGCGGCAGCGUGGCCGUGUUCGCCGCCGUGGCUGCUGUGUUCACCGUCACGCUGCCCCGCUCGCUGCCGGGGGGAGACUCGGGGGAACUGAUCACAGCUGCACAUGAGCUUGGAGUCGCCCAUCCUCCCGGCUAUCCUUUGUUCACUCUGGUGGCCAGCCUGGCCAUCACACUCUUCCCGUUUGGUUCUGUUGCCUACCGCGUCAAUCUUCUCUGUGGCUUAUUUGGAGCGGUGGCUGCUUCGCUCCUUUUUUUCACAGUUUUCAGGCUUUCUGGCUCACAUGCUGGAGGAAUCCUUGCUGCGGGGGUGUUUUCAUUUUCUCGCCUAACAUGGCAGUGGUCCAUUGCAGCUGAGGUUUUCAGCUUAAACAAUCUGUUUGUGGGGCUGCUCAUGGCGCUUACUGUGUGUUUUGAGGAGGCAGCCGCCGCAAAGGAGAGAUCAAAGAUAGCAGUUGUUGGUGCUUUCUCCUGUGGCCUUAGCUUGUGUAACCAGCACACAAUCGUACUCUAUGUUUUAUGCAUAAUACCCUGGAUUCUCUUCCGACUUCUGAAAGAGAAGGAGCUGGCCGUUAGCUCUCUGUUGAGGCUGGCUCUGGCCUUCUCUGCCGGCCUGCUGCCCUAUGUCUACCUGCCUGUGUCAUCCUACCUCAAUCGCGCCCGCUGGACCUGGGGGGACCAGACGACACUGCGGGGCUUCCUGACACAUUUCCUCCGGGAGGAGUAUGGAACAUUCAGUCUGGCCAAAUCUGAAAUAGGAUCCAGUGUAUCUACAAUACUACUUUCACAAAUAAUAAACAUGAAGACCGAACUUUCAUUUAACAUCCAAGCUCUUGCAGUUUGGGCAAAUAUAUGUUUAACUAGAAAGAGCAGACGGCAGUCUUCAUUAGUGUGGCUUUUCACAGGAAUGCUUUGCAUUUAUUCCUUAUUCUUUGCUUGGAGAGCAAAUUUAGAUAUUUCAAAACCACUUUUCAUGGGUGUGGUGGAGCGAUUCUGGAUGCAGAGCAACGCGGUGGUGGCAGUUCUCGCUGGCCUCGGAUUGGCCACCCUGGUGUCCGAGACUCACCGCGUGCUGAACUGCCAUGGGACUCAGUAUCUGGAGUGGCUGUCUGCAGCUCUCUUUGUAGCUUAUCAGAUAUACUCAAAUUACAGCAUUUGUGACCAAAGAACCAAUAAUGUGAUCGAUCAGUUUGCACGAAAUCUCCUAGACUCCAUGCCUCGUGAUGCAAUCAUCUUACUCAGGGGAGACUUGCCAGGGAAUUCUCUCCGUUACUUGCAUUACUGUGAGGGGUUGAGGCCGGAUGUUUCCCUGGUGGAUCAAGAAAUGUUGACUUAUGACUGGUAUUUACCCAAGAUGGCAAGGCAUCUCCCUGGCGUGCGCUUUCCUGGGGACCGGUGGAGCCCUGUGGAAGGAGUAUUACCCAGUGGAGUGGUCACGUUCAGCCUUUAUCACUUUCUUGAGAUGAAUAAACAAAAAGAAACAUUUGUUUGCAUAGGAAUUCAUGAAGGUGACCCAACCUGGAAAAGGGCUUAUUCACUUUGGCCUUGGGGUUCUUGUGAUAAGUUAGUUCCUUCAAGGAUUGCAUUCAACCCAGAGGAGUGGAUUAAACGCACAAGAAGUAUCUAUAAUUGGACGGAGGAAUACGGAAGAUUUGAUCCAUCUUCAUGGGAAUCCGUGGCCAAUGAGGAGAUGUGGCAAGCAAGGAUGAAGACACCGUUCUUCAUCUUUAACCUGGCAGAGACCACCACGGUGCCUCCAGACGUGAAAGCACAACUCUACACUCAUGCAUAUAAACUUUAUAAGGAGAUCGUGUACUUGCAAGAGGAACACCCAGUGAAUUGGCACAAGAACUACGCCAUCGCCUGUGAGCGGAUGCUGCGCCUUCCAGGGACAGCCACAGACCCUGAAGUCCUGCUGUCUGAAACCAUCAGACAUUUCCGUCUCUACACUCAGAAAGCACAGACUGACCCCCAGCGAGCAGACAUCAUCGCUGCUCUCAAGCACCUAAGACGAGAACUGCGAAGUCUAAGAAAUAGAAAGACGGUCUGAGCCGGCGACGGUGGCUGCCCUGAUCACGUUCUGCUUCCAGAGGUGCCAAAGACCAAACGCUUUUCCUUCCAGUAAAGAAAGUGUAUAAGAAGAGUAGAAAUUUCAGUUAUCUCCUGGAACAGCAGAAAUACGUUCAUGGCUACAAUGCCUUAUGCAAAAGUGUGUUUAUCUCAUGUUGCCAAAUUAGCAUUUCCUUGAGAAGCGUUCAGAAACAUCUGCACUAAUGAACAGAAACAUCUAAGGACCGUCCAUGGUAGGUUCUAGACAUGAAGGAACUGUCUCCACAGACCUAAGACGUUUGCCCCUGAGGUCUGUGAUUAUUGGGAUUCAUUCAAAAAGAUAGUCUUAAAAUACGCAUUCCAGACCCAAGGCAUUUUCCAGUUCCUGAAAGUGAGAUGGUCUCUGAAACCAAUUCUUGUUACACCUCAUUAGAAUUCCUUUUUCUUCAGUUAACUGUGAUUGUUAGUCAGAAACUUUGUACUUUAAACCAAGUACGUGAUUUUUUUAAACUUUGAAUUUUAUUGUCUUCAUUCUGCCCUCACUGAAAAGGAAAGAUAAUUUCAUGUUUGCUUCUGUCAGCUGUAGAAACAGGCAAAUUAAAAGGCACUUAACAUGUCCUUAAUUAAUUUCAUAUUUAUGUUUUCCUUCUAUUUGGAUUCGCAGAUCUACCCAAUAAUUAGGAGGUAGCUAGCUGCCCAGAUGCACAAAGGGUAUGGGCAAGAGCGGGGGCGGGGAAGUCGCUCCGUAAAUUCAUUUCUGUUACAGGCAUCUUUUAUACAUCUUGCUAAAGGGAACCUAGUAAGAAAUGCAAAUAAUAAUAGUUCUUUAUUUUAUUAUGACAGUUAAUUAAUAGCAACCUGUUUUAAUGAAUAAAGUCACUCGGAGUCCUUCAGCACUUCCUAAGAGGAGGCCAGCAUCCGUAGGGAUUCUUCCCCGAUUGUGCGCUCCGAGACUCCAGGCACUAUAUAGGCCCUGUAUAGAAAUGCUCACUAAUGAAGAGGGAGGGCUAGAAGCUUGUCUGCAUUCAAAGAUCACUGGUGAGUCAUUCAGCAAGAAAAGGCCCCUUACCAGGAAUAGUCACAGUUCCGUGGCAUUGUACUAGCAAAAGGGGCUGAUCAAAGGUCUCCCGUGGAGCUUGCAUGGUUCCCUUUCAUACUACGACCAUAAUUAAAACCACUAAUUCUCUUUUAAAAUGCUGCAGGAUGCCAUGUAGGCAUCUGUCUGGAGUGUCCUUUGUGAUGUCAUAAGCUGUUAAGGACCAGUGCCGAGGGCUUUUGAGUGAAAUGCCAGUCCUGAAGGUGCUUCAAGACAAGGGUGCCUCUGAAAGCUUGACAGGGCCUUGACUGCACAAUUCGAGCUGAAUUUGCCCCUUGUCAGCUGCCAGUAAAUAAAUCUCAAAGGGGGAAAAGCUGAAGUUUCAUUACCUGAUCCAUGGGCCUUUGUUGGUUUUGGCAUCACACAGGGGAAGCUCUUGCUCCUCCAUUCUCUGGGUUUGAAGAUGUCCAUUGGAGCCUGCAGUGCCUGGACAGGGUUCAGAGCGGAACCUUUUGAAGAGUGUCAAUAGUUGUAACAGUUCAGCUGUUAGGAAGACAAAUACAUCGAGGAGCUCAUUAAUCCGCUUUUGGCUCUCGGUGCCUUUUGCCCUUUCAUCACAGCCUUAUUAGGCUCAUCUCGAACCAGAAGAAACCGAAUUGAAGUUGUCGAGUACUAAUUGGCAAAGACUUUUAAUCAUGGGCCAAGAACUUUCACUGACUUGAAAGUAACUUCUCCACAGGGAAGAGCCAGAAACCUGGUUCACCUUAAAACAAAGACCCGCUGGAGCUCAGUAUGGUGUGGAAGUUGAAGGAAGUGCCGAUAAAUUGUCUAAGUCUAGCCAUUCGAAAGGAAUUGUGCAAAAUUGUGUGUUCCACUUUUCGGGGAGAAGGUGACAAUAAAAUUCAAACAUUUCUUAAGAAAGUCUUCCUUGGUUCAGAAGAGAUUGCUUGAGCAUGUGUGGUCACAGAGUUUGUUUCUGAAUGUCCGGCUGCAGGUGUGACUGUCCUGAGUCCACACGUGUGUGCAGUGUUUUCAGAGCCUCACUAAGAGGAACGGUUUCUAUCAGCGUCCUUACAAUAGCAAUGAAGGCCUCUGGAGAGCACCUACCUUUUAAACAUGUGACAGCCUG